Helianthus annuus (common sunflower) is the source of this 3132-nucleotide messenger RNA. RefSeq lists its product as uncharacterized. The transcript is spliced from 5 exons. The record is from RefSeq and is a predicted model, not a curated record. Gene Ontology annotation, biological process: DNA repair; telomere maintenance. Bases 1 to 3132 code for a protein of 1043 amino acids. NCBI's taxonomy places the organism in Eukaryota, Viridiplantae, Streptophyta, Magnoliopsida, Asterales, Asteraceae. Gene Ontology annotation, molecular function: DNA helicase activity.
AUGAGUGGUAAAGUUGAUUCGAAAAUCAAUAAAGGAAAUGCUCCGUAUGUAUACCGAAUUAGUGGCGAGAAUUAUUAUACACUGGGAAGUCUUCUUCCUAAAGAAGGUGGUGAACCAAAGUUUGCGCAACUUUACAUAUACGACACAGAUAAUGAAGUCUGUAAUCGCAAAACUGUAUUUAGUAACUCAAACAAACCACCAUCCGCAACUUCUAAUUUGCUCGACACUGAACUCAUAGAGUACCUUAAGGUGAUUUUAGAUUCAAAUAAUGAGCUGGUGAAAACAUAUAGACGUGUACGAGAUCGGUUUGUUGAUAAUCCUCAAGUUGACUUAAAAUUAAGGCUUAAGGCAAAUAGGUCUAAAGAUGGUCGUACAUACAACCUACCGACGUCGUCCGAAGUUGCUGCGCUUAUUGUUGGAAACAUUGAGGAAGCUCUUGAUAAUCGUGAUGUAGUUUUUGAGUCAAAGAAAGAUGGUCUACAACGUAUUAGCGAGCUUCAUCCUUCGUAUCUCGCGCUUCAGUAUCCAUUGCUUUUCCCUUUUGGUGAAGAUGGGUACCGGGUUGAUAUUCUUCAUAGAGAAGGAAGGGCAUCAACGAAGAAGAAAGAGUCAAAAUGUACAAUGAGAGAGUAUUUUGCUUACCAUGUUCAAGAUAGACUGAAUCAUUUCUCUUUGAUUCUCAAUGCUCGAAGACUUUUGCAACAGUUCUUGGUUGACCUUGGACAAAAUGGUAAUCCAGAUAUGUCAAACGUUGGAACACGCGUACUACUACCGUCUUCGUUUACCGAUGGAUCGCGUUAUAUGAGGGAGAAUUAUUAUGAUGCGAUGGCCAUUUGCAAAUGGUUUGGCUACCCUGAUUUUUUCAUUACGAUCACUUGCAAUCCUAAAUGGCCAGAGAUUAAAAGAUUUCUAAAGGACACGAAGAUUAAUCCCGAGGAUAGGCCGGACAUUUUAUGCCGAUUGUUCAAAAUUAAGCUUGACGCAAUCAUGAAAGACUUGCGAGAGAAAUCUUUAUUCGGCAAUGCAUCGGCAGUUGUCUAUACCAUAGAGUUUCAGAAACGAGGUCUACCGCAUGCGCAUAUCUGUCUGUUCUUACAUGACAAAAGUAAGCUUCCUUCGGUUGAGCAUGUUGACAACUUCAUUUCUGCCGAGAUACCUGACAAAAACUUAGAACCAGAUCUAUAUACUCUUGUCAGCGACUAUAUGAUUCACGGACCUUGUGGUGUUGCAAAACCAAAUUGUCCGUGUAUGGUCGACGGUAAGUGUUCGAAGAAAUUUCCUAAGAAGUUCUGUGAUAAGACUUCUCUAGAUUCGAAUGGUUAUCCGGUCUACAGACAAGCCGAUUCAGGUGUUGAUGUUGAGAAAUCUGGUAUUCAGCUUGAUAACAAAAGCGUGGUUCCGUAUAGCAAAACCCUAUUGAGACGUUAUCAAGCACACAUUAACGUCAAAUGGUGUAACCAGGCUGCGUCCAUUAAGUAUUUGUUUAAAUACAUUAACAAAGGACCAGAUAGGGCUAAAUUUGGUUUUGUACCAAAUGGUGAUGAAGGUCGGCUUGAAGAUGGAAAAGAUGAAAUCAAAGAGUAUUACGAUUGUAGAUAUCUCUCGGCAUGCGAAGCUUCAUGGCACAUAUUUGCAUUUGAUGUUCAUUACCGCUAUCCAUCCAUAAUCAGGCUUCCGUUUCAUCUACCUGAUAAACAAAACGUUGUAUACGGCCCUGACGACGAACUUGAUAGUGUUCUACAAAAACCUUCUGUUUCUUCUACGAUGUUUUUGGGGUGGAUGGAAAAGAACGAAAAAGAUCCGUUGGCGCGCACCGUUACUUACGUUGAGUUCCCAACUAAAUUUGUUUGGAAGAAGGACGAAAGGAUAUGGGAUAAACGCAUAACAGGCAAAACCAUUGCCCGUAUUCAUUGUGUGAAUCCUUCUAUGGGCGAGGCAUACUUUUUAAGAAUUCUUCUUAAUAAGGUAGUAGGUCCUAAGUCUUUUGAAGACAUUCGUACUGUGAAUGGAAAAGUCUUCCCAACAUUUAGAGAUGCGUGCUACGCUAGAGGCCUUUUAGACGACGACAAGGAGUAUAUAGAAGCUAUCAAAGAGGCGUACUACACAGGUUCUGGUUACUAUCUUUGUAAUCUGUUUGCUACAAUGUUGGCGUCUAAUACAUUAUCAAAGCCUGAACAUGUUUGGGAAAACACAUGGGAGUACCUUGCGGAUGGUAUUUUAUACAAUCGGCAAAAGCUUUUGAGGAUCGAAGGUUUGUCUCUUCCAGAAGAACAAAUAAGGAACCUAACGUUGUUGGAAAUUGAGCGUUACUUAUUAUGUAACAAAUCAAGUUUAAGUCAGUUUUCGUCUAUGCCUCAACCCGACAGUGAAUCAAUAUAUUCAGCAGACAACCGUUUAAUUGCUGACGAGCUUAGGUACGAUGUAAGCGCUACUGCCAUUGAAUUUGAUAAUAAUUUAAGCAGCCUAACUGAUGAGCAGCGUUUAGUGUUUGAUGAGAUAAUUGAAGAAGUUAAUAGUAAUGCGGAUGGUUUGUUCUUCGUAUAUGGCUACGGAGGUACUGGUAAGACAUUUCUUUGGAAGACAUUAUCUGCAUCCAUUAGAUGUAAAGGCGAUAUUGUACUAAAUGUUGCAUCAAGUGGAAUCGCAUCUCUUUUGUUACCUGGUGGGCGUACUGCACAUUCAAGGUUUCAUAUACCUCUAAAUUUAACAGAAACCUCGAUGUGUUUCAUUAAACCGGAUGAUGACGUUGCUGAUUUAUUGAAGAAAACGAAAUUGAUCAUUUGGGAUGAAGCACCGAUGAAUCAUAAACAUGCGUUUGAAGCACUUGACCGAACAAUGAACGAUAUCUUCAAAUGUGAGAUGACAUUUGGUGGAAAAGUUAUGGUGUUCGGUGGUGACUUUAGACAAAUACUUCCAGUUGUACCAAAUGGCAGUAGGCGAGAUAUCGUUAAUGCUUCAAUCAUGUCGUCGUAUAUUUGGAGUACUUGCAAGGUCCUUACAUUAACCAAAAACAUGAGGUUAACUGUAGGAGCCAACACAUCUGAUAUAGACGAGAUUAAAGCUUUUGCGGAUUGGUUGCUUGACUUGGGCGAGGGAAAGAUUGGUGAAGUGAUGAUUGUGAGGUGGUUAUAG